Camellia sinensis is the source of this 1092-nucleotide messenger RNA. RefSeq lists its product as uncharacterized. The record is from RefSeq and is a predicted model, not a curated record. Lineage: Eukaryota; Viridiplantae; Streptophyta; Magnoliopsida; Ericales; Theaceae.
AUGGUCGACUCUAUUACCCAUCUUGCCAGUCGGUUAGCUCUUACGGCGGAUGAAGAGGAUACUGUGGUAGUGGAUGAGUUGCUAACCACGUCCUUUGUAGAGAGGGCUGGAUUAGGUUUAGUGGGUAAGGUGCUGACCACUCGACCUUUCAAUGUGGAGGCCAUGAAGUCUACGCUCAUGACGGUUUGGCGUCCAGCGAAAGGUAUGGAUUUUCACGUCAUUGGGAUGAAUCUAUUCCUUUUUCAAUUUCACCACCUCGCGGACAAACGUCGGGUGCUACUUAAUGGCCCCUGGAGUUUUGACAAACACCUUAUUCUCUUGAAUGAGGUGGAUGUGCAUCUCCAACCCUCCAAGGUUCUACUCUCUGAGGCUACCUUUUGGAUCCAGGUUCAUAAUCUGCCUCUUAUCAGUAUGACUAAGGAGGUGGGUUACUUGAUUGGGAAUAAGAUUGGCUCUAUAGUGGAUGUUGAAUAUGGGCCUGGUGGAAUGGCAGUUGGCCGGUAUUUGCGCAUCAGAGUCACAAUUAAUGUGGCUAAGCCUUUGCACCGGGGUAUGAAGCUUGCAGUUCAUAACCGGGAGUCCGUUUGGGUGGAUUUUAAAUAUGAAAGACUACCUAACUUUUGUUAUUGUUGUGGUGUUUUGGGGCAUAGCGAGAAGGAGUGCAAUACUUUGCUGUCACAACUAGAGACUGGAACUGGUAAAGCAGUACAAUAUGGACCAUGGUUGCGUGCAGAUGUUCAAAAGCCUCGACCUCGCCCUACGUCUCCUGUUGCGAGCCCCAGUCAGAGCAGGGGUAAGGUUGGUGCUACUGGGUUGUCGGGGCCGAAGCCGGCACUCCGCCGAGAGGAGGAUCCAGGUGUGGUUGUGUCUUCGCCUACUUUGGAAGGAGCCUCUCUAUUUGGAAAGGAUGAUCAAUCGGCGUCAAAACAGGAGAAGAUUUUGGCCUUGACAGGGGAAGGUGGGGAUUUCUUGCCUUCUCAGCAGGAGACUGAGCGGGACAGGUUGCUGCAUGUUGAAUUUUUGAACUCUGGGCCUACUGACUGUGGGCUAGUGGGGAGAAAAGUGGAUUCUUUUUCCCAGAAGCCCAUUUAG